Cercospora beticola is the source of this 2638-nucleotide messenger RNA. The record is from RefSeq and is a predicted model, not a curated record. Lineage: Eukaryota; Fungi; Ascomycota; Dothideomycetes; Mycosphaerellales; Mycosphaerellaceae.
AAGACGUGCCAUGAUGAGAGACGUGUGAUGUAGAUAGCGAUAUAACCCGCCGCGCUCUAGUCUUGGUCAUGUAGUCGUUCGUAGACCGCGCGCCCCAUGCAUGUCAAGAGGAGGAUCUAUCACUGCAUUUCCAGUCGAAUAUCAGCUGACAUUGCAAUCACUACAGACGAGAACUUCCCGCCCCUACGGCCUCCUACAAGACAAGUAUCGCUCGAUGAAUCCCGCCGGUCCACGCCCCCCAUUCCUCCUGGGUUCGAAGGCCACAUCCUGGAAAGCAGGCGAUCCACGCCGUCAAUACCUCCCGGUCUCGCGAAACCCACUGCACUACCUGACCUUGAGGGUUCAGUUUCACGUCCUACUUCACGUCCCUCGAGUAGAAUGAGUGUGAGACGACAGACUUCCCAAAUAUUGCCCGCACUGCCACUGUGGCCCGCCACGCCUCAUAGGAUCUCCACGCCUUCGAAAUUGGAGAACCACCAGGCUGUUGAUGCAGCUUUAGUGCACGAAACGCCAACAAAGGUACCGAAAACUGCAUCUGCAUCUGAUCUGAAAGUAGCCACGUCCACCGAGCCAGUUGCCGCGGACGAAGACCGUUCACGGGAUGCUGCAAAGAGUGGUGAAGCUGCGCCUACCCAGGAUCUGGACCAAGUUUUAGAGGACCCCAAAGCUGAAGUCAAGUCAGCCAGUCCUAUCAAGGACGAGGCAGAAGAAUCGAAGUUACAACGUCAGAUCGCAGAUCGAGGGGAAACCACGAGGCGCAAGCACCCUGGGAAGCUGGACAUCAGUGCUGCUGUGAACAAAAAUGAUCCAACUACGACUUCUAUGUCCUUGAAUGCAGACGCUCCAAAUGCGCAAAAAUCACAGCCGAUGCCAUCGAGUGCUGGGGGAAGCACAACGAUGGCGACCAAGCCAGCGGCAGCAGAAGGCCCAAUGGCUUCUCCUGCAAUCAGAACCGCCCCUCGUACGUUGCGCGUAGUGCAGACACCAAAAGCCGAAGUGCCUUCAAGUAGCCUGCCAUCAGCCCCCAGCAUGGCCGCAAUAGUCGCUGCUCACAAGUUGCCCUCCCGAAAGCCCAGUGUGGCAUCAAUUGGACUUCCGGGAACUCCCUCAAGCGAACAAGUCUCCAUGUCGGACAAUAUUUCUUUGGCAUCCACUUCGCAAUCUCGUGCCAACUCGCCACCACCUGCAGCCAGCAAAGUAGGCUCUGCGCCCGUCAGGGCUAAGACGAAGAGUCAACAGAAGAAGGAACGUCAGGAGCGUGCGAAGGCAUUGGAGGAGGAGAAGAGCAAAGGAGGCGAGACGAUCACUUCUCCUCCAGCAGAACCUGUGGUAGAAGCCAUACAGAGCCGGAAGAAGAAGACGAAGAAGGAGAAAGAGGUCCGUCCAAAGCCUAAAACCGUGCCUACUGCGACUACAACAGACACGACGCCGACCGCCAGUAGAACUCCUUCUCCCAGGAGGAAGACAACCACAGAAGCUUCAGUGCCGCCCGAAGCAGCAGCUAGUGACGCAAAGUCUUCGACUCCAGUGGCAGCGCAACCACAAGCGCCGCAUCCAACCAGUGUUCCAUCGCCGCCGGUCACGCCAACACUUACUCCCGCACAACUCAUCGCCGAAUUAAAAGCCUCCGCGCCUCAGAUCCAGAAAUGCAUCGACAGCCUGUUCCGGGUAUCCAACAGUCGCGACUUCAAAGCUCACCAGAACGUAUCACACAAGGACUUGUUGAACAACUGGCAGACCGACCUGAAAUUCAAUCUGAACAAGAACGAUGUCGAGGCGCUACUCACCGGCAAAGUCCCCGCCGUCUACUAUGGCGGAGAAGAGCAAGGUCGCGCUUUCGAUCGAGGCAUGAUCGCUCCCUCUGGCGCCAACCUUCGAGCUUUAACGAAAGAACUGGAAACUCGCUUCUUGGAACUUGAGCGAGCUCUUCGUGAAAUGCCAGAAGAGUCACGUUUUCGGCCUUCGAAACCGCAGAAUGAUUUGAAACUUCCGGCUAUUGAUCUCGAGACUGUCAAGCGACAAUAUGAGAAUGGUUCGGGUCGUGGACCUAGCGUUAUGGAGCAGAUGGUGCAGGAUGGUGCUACACUUAAGAAAGGUGCUUUCUUGGUUGAUGAGGCGAGCAAGUAUAUCAAUGAGUUUGUCAUGCCGCCUGUGACGCCGCCGCCUUCUGCGGCUUCUAUGCAGGCGAGAGCGCAGCAUCCGGCUGUUCCAGCUGGUCCGACGGCGGCGGCUGCUGCUGCGGCUGCAGAGCAGAAUGUGCCCAGCGCGGAUGUUGCGGAGAGACAAUUGAGGGAGGCACAAAAGUAUGCUGAGGAGAGGGAGAAUGCGCUGAGGAAGGUAAUUAAGAAGAACAAGAAAUUGUUGGGACUAUGAUAAGGCAUAUUGUACAUGCUGAUUGCUGUGGUCGAUCAAAUAACUGGAGGCUAGGAUUAUCAAACAGUAGAAUACUGCGCUGUGUAUACAUCGCAGUAGUAUAUAGUCUGCCUACUGCCUCCUCUGACGCAGAAGAUAGUCUAUGGCACGGUCUACGCGCACAGAUCCUCCAUCGUCUGUAACUCGUAGCGCUUCUCUUGAAAGCGUGACAGGAAAGCCCAACUCUACCAAUUUCCUCAGUGCGAGAUCGCAACUCUGAAGCGGC